CCAGUGGACGACGCGACCGUCAAUCACGACAGUCGCAGCAAGGUUGUCCGUUCGCACGAACGACCGAUGGUUUUUAUGGACUCGAGUCUCAUCACGUUCACCAAAGUUAUUAUUCUUUUAUAAUCUUUUUUCACCAGCGACUUGCUCGAGUCGUAUCGUAUCUUAGCUGCCGCGUGUCUGUCAACGUCUCAGUGUCAUGCUAAGUAAAUAUGACUUUGGGACACCAAAAAACAAAGCCUCAAAGUUUCGUGUGUAAAGGAUAAAAGUGUCAGGGUGUAACCGCAGCAGCGACACGGAGCCCAGUGACGUCGGCCACAAGCACCCCUGUGACUGAUGCUCAGUGUCGGGGAGGCUGUUGGCUCAAGCCCCUGCUAAUCUCUGCAGACACGAUAUGUGCAGACUGGAUGUGACCCUGUGACCCCUGGUUGCCAGGGAGAAAUCAGUGUGGCCAUGGCUACCGGGGCUACGGUCGGGGAGAGCCAACUCCAGAGGAUUAUCCGAGAUCUGCAUGAGGCUGUUGCAGAGCUUGAAAAGGAGUUCAAGGAAAGUGGGGAGCCAAUCACAGAUGACAGUACCAACCUGCACAAAUUCUCCUACAAGCUGGAGUACCUGCUACAGUUUGACCAGAAGGAAAAGAGUACGUUUCUAGGUACAAAGAAGGACUAUUGGGAUUAUUUCAGUGACUGUCUGGCUAAGAUCAAAGGGGCCAACGAUGGGAUCCGCUUUGUUAGAUCCAUCACUGAACUGAAAACAUCUGUGGGGAAAGGACGAGCAUUUAUUCGCUACUCCCUCGUACAUCAGCGACUGGCUGACACGCUGCAGCAGUGCCUGAUGAACCAGAGAGUCACCAGUGACUGGUACUAUGCAAGAAGCCCAUUCCUGAAGCCCCAUCUUAGUGUUGACAUCAUCAAUCACCUGUACGAACUCAAUGAGGUCCAGUUUGAUGUGGCUUCACGAGGGCAUGAUCUUGAUGCCUCCUGGCCCAGUUUUGCAAGGAGGACACUGGGAGGUGCAAACUCACCUGGCCACAUGUGGAAACCACCCAGUCGCAGUUCCAGCAUUAACAGUCUGGCCAGUACCUACUCCCAGCAUGCACCUGAGUUCCCCUCUAGUCCCGACUAUGGUCAGGGUCUGCUUAACGACCUGAAUGAGUCCCUGCCUACCUGCUCCGAAGAUGUCAGCACAGUUGAAGACCUUCGUCUAGAGCUGGACCAGUCAGAGCUGAAGCAGCGAGAACUCCUCGGUAAGGUGCAUCAGCUGGGCGAGGAGGCUGCAGAGUUUAGGGGCAUAGUGGUGGAGCUCCAGAGGCAGCUGGAUGUGUCGCUUGCUGCCCAAGAAGAGCAACAGGGCUUGCAGGGAGAAUUAAGGGCUCUUCGGGGGAGAGAGGAGGCCCUGUCCAGAGAGGUGGAAACACUUAGGACUAGGGACAAAGCUACAGAGGCUGAACAACGGCUGCUUGAGGAAAAGUUGGCAGCUGCUGAGGGGAAGAACAUAGAGUUCAUGGCCAAGUUGGACGGGGUUCUGAAUGAGAAGGGCCAGCAGACGGCCAGCUACUUUGAUUCAGCACAAAAGAUACACGAGAUGCUGGACAGAUUGAAAGAGGCAGAGCAAGGGAAGAUGGAUGCUGCUACAGAGCUAGAGGAGAAAAAGAGGCAGGCAGAAAGGCUAGAGGAAGAGCUGAGAUUGAAGGGGUUAGCUUUGAAGGAUGGUGAAACAAAACUCGAAGCAUCAGUUACAUCCGCGUCUGAGGAGAAGGCUAAGUUGCGGGCGAAAGUGGAAGAACAGUGUGGUUCCCUUGACAAGCUGCAGGGGGCAUUGACAUUGAGAGAGAAAGAGGCGAGCAACCUUCAAAGGCAGCUGCAAGAUCUUCAAAGGUCUCUAGAGGAAAGAGAGAAAGAGGUGGAUAUGGUGAAGAGGAUGGCACAAGAAGAUAAAGACAAAAUGCACAAGAAUGUUGGUGCCCUAAAAGAGACGCUAGAAACAGAAGUCCCUGCUUUAAAACAACAGGUUGAAAAGAGAGAAGCAGAGCUAACCUCCACAUGUGAGACACUGCAACAGCUAGAAGCCAAGAACCAAAGCCUCAACUCAGAAAAGGAGAAACUGACAUCUAGCCUUGCUGAACUGGAGGGUAAUGUCAAAGAGCAGACCACAAAGAUAGAAGAUUACAAGACACAGUGCGCCACUCUAAUGGAACUGAACGAAAAGUUGCUGACCACGGUGAAGAGAAAUGAAGAGUUGAAGAAGGAGAUGGCGGAAAACAGAGGAGUGCUUGAAGAUGAAUUAGCAGCUUUGAGAGCUUCUGAGAAACAGCUUCGAGGCCAGCUGGAUGAUACCAAGAUGACAGUGGAUGAAAAAGAGAAGCUGUUGCGUGAGGAGAACCGCAAGUUGGAUGAGAGUCUGCAGCGAGCCACCAUGGCUGCAAAGCUCUCGGAGACCACAUUAAAGAGGCUUGAGCAGGAGAAACAGAGUCUGAGAGAGGAGCAGGACACUGUGAAAACAGCUCUUGGCCGCAUGCAAGCAGACCUGAAGAGUGUUCACGGGCAGAUAGGAGAGCUGGAGAAGAAUUUAGGAGCUUCACGCAAGAAUGAAGCCAAUCUUCAAGAACAGCUCCAAACCAAAGAGGCCCAGCUAGUGAGUAAAGAGAAGAACCUUGUUGAGCUCCAGUCCAGGUUAACAGCUCUGGAAACCAGGGAGAAGGAACUUGAGAUGGCCAAAGCAGACGCAGAGUCAACCUGUGCUAGACAGACAGAAGUGAUUGAAAGGGUGACCUCGGCAAAGCAGGCAAUGGAGAAAUCUCAGCAACAGAAGAGUGCUGUCCAAAGAAAGAAGAACCAAGAAGUGACCGUAAAACUCACUGUGGUUGAGGGCCAGUUGGAGUUGAGCAUUCAAGAAGUUUCCAGGCUCCAGGCAGAGAUCCUGGACCUCAGGGUGCAGGCGCAGAGGUCUGAGGAGGAAAAGCUGAAAUCCCAAGCACAGCUGGAGGUGACCAAAGCCCAAAGAGAUGAGCUCAGGACUCUGACAGAGCAGCUUAAAGCUCAGACAGAAGCACUGAAUCAGAUGCAUGUAACAGAGCUUAUGGAUUGCAAAAAGAAAGAAGAGGUGCUGAUAGAGCAGCGUGACAGAGAAGUAGCCGCCCACGCCGAGUUGGCAAUAUCUGCAGCCGCGAUCCGAGAAGAGUUGUCCAGCCUCAAGGCACAAAACAACAGGCUGGUACAAGAGAACAACGAAACGCGUGACGGUCUGCACAGGGCAAACACAGAGAUGGCCGAGUUGGGGAUGACCAUCUGUAGGCUAAGCGCAGAAAAAGAAGGGGCCAGAGAACAUGGUACAGGCGCUGCUGCCAGGAUUGGAGAGCUGGAGAAAGAGGCAGAGUUACUGGAAGAGUGCGUGACAGAACUACGACUGGAGAACAACAGAGUAAGAGAGGAGCUGGCACAGAAGGAUACACUUCCAGAGACCAUCAGGGAGCUCCAGGAGCAGCUGGAAAAGGCCAGGAACCAGGUGCAGAGUGUCAAAGAUGCCGGCAGGGAGGAGAUGGAGGCUGUCAAGUUCCAGAUGAGCUCAGAGAGCAUGAAUCAUCAGACCCAAAUGAAGAGUGUGAAUGAACAGUUGGACAAGGUGAAAACCCAACUGCAGGAGGAGCUGAAGACUUCAUCCAUGUUGCAGGCUAAACUGUCUGAAUUAGAGGCUGAGAACGAGCAGUACUUGGUGCUGGCCGGUGAGAAAGAUGCUCACAUCACAAAGAUAGAAACAACUGCACGUGGGAGUGAAAGCGAGAUUCAGCGUCUGAGAGACGCUGUAAGCGGAGCUAAAGAAGCACACUUGUCAGUGCAAAGGGUUUGCGAGGAAUUGAAGCAGAAACUUGACACAACGGACGCUGACAAGCAAAGCCAGUGCCUGAAGAUGACCGCAGAGAUCGACGACCUCAACAGAACCAAGAUGAACCUUGAAGAGCGGCUCAUUGAGCUUAUCCGGGACAAGGACGCUCUGUGGCAGAAGUCAGAUGCUUUGGAGUUUGAGCAGAAACUGCGAGCAGAGGAGCGCUGGUGGUUGGUAGACAAAGAGGCAACUCACUGCCUCGGCUGCCAGGGCCAGUUCACCUGGUGGCUGCGCAGACAUCACUGCAGGCUCUGUGGUCGCAUCUUCUGCUAUUACUGCAGCAACAACUUUGCGAUGACCAAGCACAGUGGGAAGAAGGAGCGCUGCUGCAGGGACUGUUACACCCAACACAGUGCGGUAGUGGAGAGGUUCACAGAGGCAGAGUUGAGUCCCUCAGAUACCCAGCCUCCUCCACCUGGAGCCGGACCUCAGCCACCUCCUGAACCAGCCCCGUACAAACCCACUCCCAGAGUGACAGUGUCCGAUCCCAGCAUCAGAUCUGAUGAUGGAGCUUUCGACAUCAUCACAGAAGAGGAAGUGAAUGGCGUCUAUGACAGUGAUGCCACCUCGCAGACCACAGGAGGGUCACUGGAUGGAGAACAAGACCGACAGCCCCGGCAAUCGCUGGAUAUAGGCACAGGAGAUGUGACGCCUGACGACCCUGAAGAGCAAGUCCCCACGGUUCAGGAUUCCGAGAUCAACCUUCUCAAAUCAGGAGAAGUCACGAUGGCUGUUCCCCUCAGCAUCGAUGCCAUUUCUCAGUUUGGUGAAGGCUCCCGGGAACUCUUCAUCAAGUCCAGCUGUUACAGCGUGAUAACUGUCGACGUGGCUGACUGUGGGCCGACCAUCAGCUGGAUGUUUUCCUCUGAGCCUAAAAGCAUCUCCUUCAGUGUGGUUUACCGGGAAUCCACUGACACUCAGGUGGAACAGGCAAAGGUCCUGAUUCCUCUGACUCGCUGCAAUUCCCAUAAAGAGACGAUCCAGGGGCAGCUGAAAGUCCGCCAUCCCGGCCUCUACACACUCAUCUUCGACAACUCGUUCUCACGGUUUAUCUCCAAGAAAGUCUUCUACCAGCUGACCAUGGAGAAACCCGUAAUCUACGACGGAAGCGACUUUCCCUGAAGCCAGAUGACGCAUGCUCCCGCGGAGGCAUCAUCAUGAUGUCACUGUUUCUUCAGCCUGAAGAGAAGGCAACUCAGUGACUGUUUUUAAUUGAUUUGAACUGUUUUUAUCCAAGUAUUGUUUCUGUUUUAUUUAUCCCUGUGGUGUUAAUGUUUUGAGGUGUGCUUAUUUUUUAACCCUAGCCGAAGUCUAGUGUAGUCAACCAAGUGAUAGAGGUGUAAGAAAGAGAAACAGAAAGCCAAGUGUUUAUGCAAGUUUUAUCAAGUUUUUUUUUAAUAUACACCAAGUUAUUUACAAACCUUUAGUUCAGCUGUCAUUUUGUUAAUUUUUUUCUGUAAUUUUUCUCCAUAUUAGUUAUGGAUUGGCCUCUCUAUUCCAAAAUAUGAUGUUACGUUAGGGAAUGCAGGUCACUGCAAGUAACACUAGCAAUGUGAAAUCGGACAUAAGACUUGUCAGACGACAGAUGUGUUUUUUCCUCAUAAGUUGUCUAUGAAGACCUGGGAAAUAUUUGUCAUACUUUUCAAAAUCAUGGCCAGUUAAAGGUGUUUCCAGUGUUGUACAAUCAUUUAAAUCAAACAGCAAAAAGGAAGGAGGAAGAAGAAGCGCAGAAAAGUGGUUUGCGCGUUGGUUGUUUAAUUUAGUUGUCUAAACAUAUUUGCACUGUGGCAUUGCAGGAAGGAAACGAAGCAGAAACCCAUAACUGACCUGGACAUGAACACACUUUCUGCUUAAUAACAAAGCAUAAUGCACUUUGUGCAAGUCUCAGGAGGGGGAUAUGAAGUUGUCCUCUAGUAGCAGCGUGUCCUAAUGAUAUGUUUUUGGAAAACAAAAACAAAAAAGACAGAGAAGCAACACUUUAGUCUGACUAUCUAUUCAAGGAGACGUGCACAGUAGCUUUCUCCAUCCAGUUUAUAUCAACCUGUGAAGUAGAGUGCCUGUACUUUAACUAUGGACAGACUGACUUAAUGUCAUUACUAUGACAUAUAUAAAUGUUUAUUAAUAUAUUACUGUCCGCUAAUGAGCGACUGUACUUUAAAGUGCCUUUUAACCAUUAAUUGCCAGGAAUUAGUUUUCUUCUUUAGCAAUUUCUUUCCCUCUUCAUCCUCACAUAAGAUGAUACUUAAUUCUGCUGACAUUUUAAUCACAAUAUCAUAUGCACAAUACUGUGUAUUUCAGUUGCAUCUCUUGAAAAGAUUUUUUCUGUUUCGAUUUCUUUUUAAUCUCUGGAAUCUUUUUGUUUUAUGUCUAUAGGUAACCCUCUUGCUUUUAUUGUAUUCAGUGAUGAAAUGGGAAUAUUGUGUGCAGUUUAUUGUUGUUGUUUUUUUUCAUCACUAAGCAAUAAGUUAGAAAAAAAGCACGCUUGAUCACUUUUGGACACAACCCAACACUCGCUGAAGCACUCAAUGCUGCUUUCGUAGAGAUCUGUUUGUCAGAUCUCUUUUAUAUUCUUGUUGGGUGUAAACUGGUGCAAUUUGUAUGCAAAGCCACAUAUUUUUCUCUACAGAGCUGUAAUUUGUGAUAAUUACUUUAUACUUUGUGACGAAACAAUAUGAAAUUUGUUAAGUUUACAGUAUUACGCAGUGGCAGAUUUUUGUACAUGCUCUUUUUGAAAGGACAACUUCCUAGGUGGAAUAAAAAAGUGCAUUAUCACUACAGGCAUGCAGUGUGUGACGAGCUCUAGACAAGUCAAACACCCGGUAAACAUGAAUAAAAUGUGAAGGUGAUGAUGCCUCUGACAUCCA
Scophthalmus maximus (turbot) is the source of this 6743-nucleotide messenger RNA. It is a transcript of the gene fyco1a, whose product is annotated as FYVE and coiled-coil domain autophagy adaptor 1a. Gene Ontology annotation, cellular component: late endosome; autophagosome; lysosome. Gene Ontology annotation, biological process: plus-end-directed vesicle transport along microtubule; positive regulation of autophagosome maturation. The coding region runs from base 451 to 5001 and encodes 1516 amino acids. NCBI's taxonomy places the organism in Eukaryota, Metazoa, Chordata, Actinopteri, Pleuronectiformes, Scophthalmidae. The transcript is spliced from 19 exons. Gene Ontology annotation, molecular function: metal ion binding. The record is from RefSeq and is a predicted model, not a curated record.